This is a messenger RNA of Paramuricea clavata, 255 nucleotides long. Lineage: Eukaryota; Metazoa; Cnidaria; Anthozoa; Malacalcyonacea; Plexauridae. The record is from the annotation of a GenBank genome assembly.
AUGCGACUUACAGUUGAGGAGAAAAGAAAGAUGCGCAAUGAGAGAAAGAAGAGAAAGCGGUCUCACAAAUCGGAAUUGAAGCGCGCGGCGCUCAUAAAAGAUGCACUUCGUGAGGUUCAAAGAAAAACCGACGAGCAAAGGAGCAUUGCUUCAAAAUAUUAUAAACUUUGGAGGAGAAGUGUAGAAACUAACAAAAAAUUACAAAAUAAGUUGGACAAUAGAGAAAGCAGUAUAAAAAAGGUAUACAAAUAUUAA